Molecule: messenger RNA, 1806 nt
Organism: Mus pahari (shrew mouse)
Lineage: Eukaryota; Metazoa; Chordata; Mammalia; Rodentia; Muridae
Gene: Mettl9
Product: methyltransferase like 9
Exons: 5
Coding region: 350-1306 (318 amino acids)
Molecular function (GO): protein-L-histidine N-pros-methyltransferase activity
Source: RefSeq, a predicted model, not a curated record
UGCACGCCCUCUCUCCCACCUCCCGGGCCUCCCAGGCUCCGCUCAUUGGGCAGGGAGAACGCCCCUCCUGCGUUUGUACGUGCGCCGGGUGGAAACCGGACCUGGAGUCGUUGGCGUUCCGGGCUGGGAAGGGCCGCGGGGGACGUGAGAAGGCCGCGCGCCUGCCGCUCCCCCCCACCCCCGCGCCAUCCCCCUCCCCCUGCCUCGGCCCCGAAGGGGGCUGCACGGGCGACUUGGCGGCGAUGGCUCGAGCUCGGGCGGCGACGACGGUGGCCGGAGGCGGCGGCUCCUCCUCCUCCUCCUGGGCUUGGGCCCGGCGGUGAUCCGAGCUGGCGGCCGCGGCCCCCCGAUGAGACUGUUGGCGGGCUGGCUGUGCCUGAGCCUGGCGUCCGUGUGGCUGGCGCGGAGGAUGUGGACGCUGCGGAGCCCGCUCUCCCGCUCCCUGUACGUGAACAUGACGAGCGGCCCCGGCGGGCCAGCGGCGGCCGCGGGCGGCGGGAAGGACACGCACCAGUGGUAUGUGUGCAACAGAGAGAAAUUAUGCGAAUCACUUCAGUCUGUCUUUGUUCAGAGUUAUCUUGACCAAGGAACACAGAUCUUCUUAAACAACAGCAUUGAGAAAUCUGGCUGGCUAUUUAUCCAACUCUAUCAUUCUUUUGUAUCAUCUGUUUUUAGCCUGUUUAUGUCUAGAACAUCUAUUAAUGGGUUGCUAGGAAGAGGCUCCAUGUUUGUGUUCUCACCAGAUCAGUUUCAGAGACUGCUUAAAAUUAAUCCGGACUGGAAAACCCAUAGACUUCUUGAUUUAGGUGCUGGAGAUGGAGAAGUCACGAAAAUCAUGAGCCCUCAUUUUGAAGAAAUUUAUGCCACUGAGCUUUCUGAAACAAUGAUCUGGCAGCUCCAGAAGAAGAAAUACAGAGUGCUUGGUAUAAAUGAAUGGCAGAAUACAGGGUUCCAGUAUGAUGUCAUCAGCUGCUUAAAUCUGCUGGAUCGCUGUGAUCAGCCCCUGACGUUGUUAAAAGAUAUCAGAAGUGUCUUGGAGCCCACCCAAGGCAGGGUCAUCCUGGCAUUGGUUUUACCCUUUCAUCCCUAUGUGGAAAACGUAGGUGGCAAGUGGGAGAAACCAUCAGAAAUUCUGGAAAUCAAGGGACAGAAUUGGGAAGAGCAAGUGAAUAGCCUGCCUGAGGUGUUCAGGAAAGCUGGCUUUGUCGUCGAAGCUUUCACUAGACUGCCAUACCUGUGUGAAGGCGACAUGUACAAUGACUACUAUGUUCUGGACGACGCUGUCUUUGUUCUCAGACCAGUAUAAACAUGUGGAGGCCCAAGUCCUCAGAGUCACCCCUGGAAUCUGCCCUCCAGAAGAGGAGAUGCAUCCAGUGAUGUGAGGGGGACCUCUGGGGACUGUCAUUCUCAGUAUCAUGUAGGAAUUUAAAAAGCCAAAAUACUAAUUCUUUCUUUGUAGUGUGUAAGGGAGUGUUUUUAAAAACAAAACCCAACUCUUUGUGUAUUUUUAAUCAACUCUUUACUCAGAAUCACGCUCCAAUGCAGGUCACUCUCCAAUUAUGAUGGAAGAUAUUUUUUAUACUUAAUUGCUGUAGGGACUCAUUCCCAGACAAAGCAAUAGUCAUGAUGUCAUGGAACCGAUAAAUGGAUUGUUUUUAAUAAAUGAAGACUGGCAAUAAAGCUGUCCAUUCAAUUCCAAAUAUUGGUUAUAAAGUAGAACCAUUGAUAACUUUCAUGUUUAGAAACUCCUUCUCUUACUAUUCAAAAAAUGUUUUUAAUCAUGCUAAUAAACGUUUUUGGAGAUGA